Messenger RNA from Volvox carteri f. nagariensis, 6168 nucleotides. RefSeq lists its product as uncharacterized. Bases 1 to 5958 code for a protein of 1985 amino acids. The record is from RefSeq and is a predicted model, not a curated record. The transcript has 25 exons. Gene Ontology annotation, biological process: protein folding. Lineage: Eukaryota; Viridiplantae; Chlorophyta; Chlorophyceae; Chlamydomonadales; Volvocaceae.
AUGGCGACAGCUCGCGAACGUGUCCAGUCGCUCGACGCUCGCCUCCGCGAGCUUGAGGAACGCUUCAGCAACGGUUUCCAAGUCCCGCAGGUAUUGCCACCUCUUCCGGAGAUUAACUCGACGAGCGCUGCCGAGCAGCCCAGCGAUGUCGCCGGCUCCCGUGGGGACUUAUCUUCGUUGCCAAGGAAUCCGCUGCGCGCAGUGCCUGUCCCGAGCGUUACCACGGGACAAACACCUUCCCUUGAGAGCAUAUCCCUUCGUAGCGCUAAUCCAGCUGGACAGCCAAGGCCCAAUGCUGCAUCAGUGGCGCAAGCGCUCGGUGCCGGAAGUACGGCCAACCGCCGGCCAGUCAUGCAUCUCGCGGCUUCCUCCACCCAAAAUACCUCGGCCCCAGCCGUCGGCGGUCGUGCAGCUCGGCCCAAUACAUUUGCUGAGGUACCGCUUCGGCUGUACCGUCAGGGGUUACCGCACAGGGACCUCGGCCCGCCGCAGAGCGUGUGGGAAGCCGACAAGAACGCGGCAGUAGUAGCCCUCGCUGACCGCGUCCAAGAGCUUGAACAUCAGCUGCAACAACAACAACAGCAGCUGCAGCGGGAAGCUCCGUCCGACCCAGAUCAGGUUUCGUCUGAUGUGGCCGUGGCAGAAGUCAUGCCACCGCCGCCCGUAGACCUUUUGCCCAUGCCGCGAACCGUGCUGGGCAACACCAGCCAUGCCCAUCAAGCUGCGUAUGACGGGAUGCACGCGGGUGGCGCAGAGCCCAUGCCCGUCCUAUACUACCCAUCACUGCCACGGCGUCAGCCGGCGACCCCGGAGGCAGCGUUGGUGCAAUUACAGGCGGCUCAGGGGCUGCGAGGCCAGGCGAGGGCGCUGGCUGCAUCUGUGACGGCAUCUGCAGCCGCGACCGUGCCAUCCGUGAUGAUGCGCAAACGGCGAAACGAGAACGCAGAGCCGCAGGUUACGGACGACGACAGCAGACGAGGCGGUGCUGCGGAUAUUGGUGCAGCAGAAGGCGCAGCAACUGGUACCAGUAGUGUGGGUGUUUCGGCCCCACUGGGUCACACCAGCGCGCCCGCCAGGGCCGCGGCAGCGGUGCACGCGGCGGCGUUGCGGGAGGCUCGGCCGCUGCAGCCGGCGGGUCCCUACCCCAUGGUGGCGGCGGCACUGGCCGUGGGCACGCCGGGCACGGGCGGCAGCACUUGGGAGCAGGGCAAGAUGCGUGCGUUGCUGUCGCUGGAGCAGCAGCGGGAUGCGCUGCACGCACAGAUAGAGGAGUUCCGGGGGCAGGAGGACCGGCACAGGCGCGAGCUUGCAGAGCUGCAGGAGAAGCAUCGGCGGGACCUUCAGGACGCGGCGGGCUUGACGGGGCGUAAGCUGGACAGGCUGAUGCGCUCAGCCUGGGUGGCCUACUCGAAAAGGCUGCUAGCGCUGAGGAUCAGCCGGGCGUUGCACGUCUGGCGCCGCAUUGCCACACGCAACAGGCGGCUCGUCUGGGCGGCAGCGGUUUGGCGGCAGAGGGAGCUGGGCGCGGUCUUCACGGAGUGGCACCUGCUGUACCUCACGAACAGGCACGAGCGGCAGGCGCGCCGGCGGGCAUUGUCCCGCUAUAACAGGACUGUGCUGUUGGCGUGGGCGGCCGCAUCGCAAGAAUGUCGACGGCUGCGCCGCCUGGAGCACCGUGCGACGCAGCGCGCCAAGGAGCUGCGGGACAAGGGAGUGCGUCACCAUAGAGCCAAGGCGCACCGGUUGACGGUGCUUCUGCGCAAUGGCUGGCAGGGCCUGGCGGCGGCGCUACGAAAGAGCCGGGAGGCGGAGGCAGCAUUGCGCCAGCGUCUGGCCAGAGUGGCGUUGGUGACGGCAUUUAAGACCUGGGCUGCACAGACGCGGCUGGGACGGCGGCUAGACGCACUGCACCGUCGGGCCGUGCUGCACGUUGCGAUGCGCUGCUGGGCGGCACUGACAGCGCGCAUGUCCAUCCGGCGCCGGAAGCUCGCCGCUCUGCAAAGCACAUGGCGCCGACGGCGGCAGACAGCCCUGCUGGCGGCAUGGGCGUCCGCCGCCCGCCGCCUGGCGCUGCUGAGCGUCGCAGGCCGCGCACUGGAGGCGGCAGUCAGACACGACGCCAUGGACCACGCACUGACCGUCCUGCGCCUGGCGCCAAGGGAGCGCGCCUGGGGCCGCCGCCGAGGCGUGCAGGCGUUCCGCGCAUGGUGCGGCCUGACUCGGCGUGUCGUCCGCAACCGGCGGAUCGUAGCGGCCAGGUGGCUGGCGCGCAACCGGGCCUCGCUGGCUGCGGCGUUCGAUGCGUGGCGGGUGCUGGGCAAAGCGCGAUCUGAACUUGAGCCCAUGUACGAACACCAAAUGGAGCUCGUACGGCAAGAUCGAGCGGCCGUACAGGGCCAUGUGCGUGCCGUCAUGGCCGAGCUCAACUUGCUGCGAGGGGAGCUCCUGCGUGGGUUUGUCAUGUGGUCAGAAAAAGGCCUGUUGGGCGCACCGCUACGCUGGCGAUCCCUGCCGCCAGACCCGGGGCAGUGGCUGCCGCCGCCGCGGUACCGCCACAGCACUUUCUGCUUGCGAGCGCUGCAGCUGCCGCACGCACCGCCGCCGGGCGCCGCCACGCAGCCUCUGCCGGUCCACAGCACCAUGCGCGCAACUCUCGCAGGCAGCGCUGGCACUGGCCCGGGUGUAAGAACGGGACCGGACAGUACCUUGGGUUCUGGUACGGGGCGGGGAGUGCAUCUGGGAACGGCGCCACUGCAGCUCACAGGCACAGUACUGGUGCAAGGCCACCACGCGGAGGUGGAGGCAGUGAUCCCGGACGUGGCGGGCGUAGUGGUGGUGUUUGGCGGUGUCAACGAGGGCGAGUGGUUUCGAGACUUGCACGUCCUGGAGGUCUCAUACGCAGAGGGCGGCAGCGCCACUUUCCGCUGGCACGAAGUGGAAGUAGCGCUGGAGGUGGAGCCUGUUGGAGGCAGGGAGGCCGGUACGCUGGAAGACAUCAGGCCGGCGGGUGCAACUACCACUGGCGGUGCGGAAGGAAGCCUCGGACAGCACAGCGGCAAGCUGCCGCUGCCCACGCGUCGCGAUCAUGCAGCGUGUGUCACCAGCCCUAACCAGUUUGUGGUAGUUGGCGGCUUUGACGGCACCUCCGAGGUCAUGGACAUCAACGCCAUCACCGUACGCGCGGCCGAAGGCAGCGUGGGCUGGGCUGCGACGGUGCGCACAGUGGUACCACGCAACCGGAUACCUCCAGGCCGUUCACACCACACAGUCACGGCCCAUGAGUCCGGCAGGUCGCUGUAUGUGUUCGGCGGCUACGCUAGCUCACGGGGCACAUUGGGGGAGAUCUGGGUGUUUCAUCUGGACCAUCUAGAGUGGUGGCAACCCAACACGACAGGCGACCAGCCGGGCCCCAGGCGCAACCACGUGGCGGCCUUGGUCAACGGGAAGCUAUACGUGCACGGCGGCUACAACGGAACGGAGUGCCUGAGCGACACGUGGAUGCUGGACCCUCAGACCUGGCACUGGGAGCGGCUGCGGACAUCGGGCUCUGCACCCAGUCCUCGCCGGGGUCAUGCAGCGGAGGUCGUGGACGACCGCUACCUGGUGGUGCACGGCGGCUAUGAUGGCUCUGGCGACCUGGCGGACGGGGCGGUGCUGGAUACCGCUACGGGCGCCUGGCGGGACCUGGCUGCGGCGGGCGGCCCUCAGGACAUGCCCACUGCCCGGGCGUACCACACGUUGACGCUGGUGGGCCACGUGAUGGUGGCACUGGGCGGCAGCGGGCCCAUGGGUCCUUUGCUGGACAUGCACUUGCUGGAAAGCCCCCCACUGGUGGCUGGCCUGGCGCAGCAGUACCGGCUGAUGGCUACCGCCGCGCAGCUAAGCGCCACACAGGCGGGUAUGGCGGACAUGGAGGCGGCGCUGGCGGUGACCCGCCAUCGGGCGGAGCUGGCGGAGCACCAGCUGCAGAUGCUGCGUGAGGGCUCCUCGGAACUGGUGACCCGCCACAAUGCAGCCCUAGCUGAUAUUGAUCGCCUUAAGGCACGGUUGGCGGCCGAAUCGGUGCGUGUGGUCGCGGCGGAGGCAGCUACAGCAGAGGCGCAGCUGGCGCUGGCGACGGCUGAGCGGCGGCUGCGAAGGACGCGCGAAGGCGGAAAGGAGGUAGCGGCAGCUGCGCGGGACAUGCACGACACCGUUUGCGAUCUUCGCGAAGAAGUCGCGCGUUUGCGCAGCCAGCUAUUGACCACGAUGCAACAGCAGACCCGGGAAACAACGCAAGCGUCUGUGACAGCCGCAGAGCGGCAACUGCUGCAGCAGCAGCUAGCGGGAGCCCAGCAAGAGGCGGCUCUGCUGCGUGGUAUGCUGGCGACCGCGGAAACGGAAUUCCGCGCUGCAUUGGACCGACAGCGAAGCGCCGCGGAGGCGGAGCUGGCGGCGGCGGCAGAGCGCGCAAAGCAGCUGGCGGUAGCCGCGGCCGCAGCGGCCGGUGGCGCAGCGGCGGCAGGCGCUGCUGCGGACAUGGACCUGGUCACGCUGCAUCAGCUGGCGACCGCAACUGGCAGGGCGGAGACGGCCGAGCUACGUCUGCAUGCCAUGGAGCGGGAGCAUGGCGGCUUGCAGGUCGAAAUUGCGAACAUCAAGCGACAACUGCAGCAGCAGCGCCAGGCCCGCGAGGCUGCCGAGGAGCGCGCCACCGCCGCCAUGCAGCACAUGCACGCAUCUGAGCUGCGCUACCAAAUGCAGCUGGAGGAUCUGCAGCGCCAGCUUGCUGAGGGGCAGCGAGAGCGUUGGCACCAGGAUUUACAGCUGCUGCCACCGCGCAAACGUGCGGCACCGCAAGCAGAGGAACCUCCUCCGGCCGCUAUGCAGGCACGAUCAUCUAUGCCAGCACCUUCUCCAAGGCCAGCUGCCGCAGAGGAGAUGGCAGAUGCUUAUGAGGUGCUUUCGGAUAGUGAGAAGCGAAAAAUCUACGAUCAGUACGGAGAGGACGGACUUAAGCAAGCACAGGCGCGCGAACAGGGUGGUGGGCGAUCAGGUCACGACAUCUUUGACUUCUUCUUCGGGGGUGGUGGCUUCGGUGGCGGGCGAGAGGAGGAGGAGGUCCGGAAGGGCCACACUAUUUAUGUAGAUUUGCAUGCCACGCUCCGGGACCUCUACGUUGGCCGGGAGCUGCAGGUGGUUCGGGAUAAAGCAGUGAUCCGCACCACCACCGGCACCCGCAAGUGCAAUUGCAAGACAAAGAUCAUGACCCGGCAGCUGGGCCCAGGCAUGUUCCAGCAGUUCCAGACGCAGGAGUGCGGUACAUGUCCUGCGGUGAAGCUAGAACGCGAGCAGGAGCCCAUCUCAGUUCAUAUUGAGCCGGGCAUGACCGACGGCCAGCAAAUAACGUUUUUCGAGGAGGGUGAGCCGCUGGUGGAUGGCGAGCCAGGCGACCUGGUGUUUGUGGUGCGCCAGGUCCACGAUGCUCGCUUCGAGCGUCGUGGCAAUGACCUCCUCCAUAAUUUCACUAUUAGCCUGGUGGACGCGUUGACCGGCUUCAGCCACACACUAGAGCACCUGGACGGCCACAAGGUGACGCUGGCUGCCUCUGGGGUGACGCGCCCCGGCGACUGGCACCAGAUCUCGGGCGAGGGCAUGCCCAUCAACGGCCAGGAGCACAAGCGUGGCGACCUGUGGGUCCAGUACACCGUGUCCUUCCCAGCAUCAUUGACGGAGGAGCAGAAGGAGACGGAACUGUGCCCGGCUGACGUUGUAACAGGCAACCUGGUAGUGAGCAGCGUUGAGCAGGGGCCUCUUGGAGGUGCUUUUGGCGCCAUCCCAUCCGUGUUUGAGAGUCCUCACUGCCGUGUCGACUUCACGAGCUUUGCCACACGGGUGCCAGACUCACUGCCUUGGACAGACACGACGAAUGAGAUGUCCUUGUGUGUGUCAAGAGGCAACUCACAGACGUUGAACUGAACCGUGUGAUUACUUGAGCAUCUGACAGAUGCGCGUUAAUCCGUGCAGCGUGCGCCACCUGACCUGUAAUCAGCUCCGCUGAGACCCCAGCAUUCCAAUAAGCUCUGGGCUUCUAUAGACGUGCCUGACGCUUCGGCCCCGAAUGAGACAGCUUUCUGUCGGGUGGCCAAUUAUUGACACCUUUGCAUCUGGGUGAUGUCAAGGCACUCU